UAUUACAUUCUUUAUAUAGGGCAGCGGUGAAGUGAAGAUCUCAUCGCUAUGAGCUGAAAAAACUAUCCUCUGAAAAAAUAUAUAUAUCCUCUCCAUUUACAGAUUUAGGUACCCAAUUUUCUUAAAACAAAAAAUAGAUGGCAGAUGCAGUGGUGAAUUUUCUAGUAGAGAACCUGUUGCAGCUAUUAAGUGAUAAUGUAAAGCUAAUUGGAGGUGCAAAGGGAGAGUUAGAGAAUCUGCUGAAAGAAGUUCAACACCUAAAAGGAUUCUUAGACGAUGCUGCAAAAUUACCAAGCGACAGCGAGCAGUGGAAAGUGUUGGUGGAGGAGAUACAAAAAACGGUACAUACCGCAGAGGAUGCUGUUGAUAAGUUUGUGGUUCAGGCGAAGCUGCAUAAAGAGAAAAAUAAAAUGGCAAGAAUUUUGGAUGUGGGUCAUCUCGCUACAGUCAGGAAUCUUGCAGCUGAGGUCAAAGGAAUUCAUGACCAAGUGAAGGAACUUCGCCUAAACAAUCAAGCUCUUCAAGCACGCCCAACUCUUGAGCUGCCUAAAAAAGGUGCCCCUGAAACAACUCAGCAGGGUCCUGCGUUGGAGGAUGAUGAAGUUGUCGGCUUUGAUGAGGAAGCGAACAAGGUGAUCAAGCGACUUGUUAAAGAAUCAAAGGAUCUAGAUAUUAUUCCAGUGGUGGGUAUGCCGGGACUUGGAAAAACCACACUAGCAAGAAAAAUCUACAAUGAUCCUCAGCUUUCAUAUGAAUUUUUCGGCGUCCAUUGGGUUUACGUCGGCCAAUCUUACAAAAUAAAGGAUGUUUUUCUUAAUAUUCUCAAAUUCUUCACAAGACGCACCGAAGAUUAUCAGCAUGAGGAUGAGAACGCAUUAGCUAAGGUGAUAGCCGGUUUUAUCAAGAAAGGAGGUAGAUGUCUCAUUUGUUUGGAUGAUGUUUGGGAAACAAAAGUCAUUGAUUAUGUAAAGACAAUUUUCCCAGAAAACGAAAAGGGGCAUCGAGUCAUGAUGACGACGCGUGACAAAGUUUUGGCUACUUACGCCAAUCCAGAGCCUCACGAUCUGAAAUUUUUGUUUCCAAAAGAAAGUUUUGAAUUGUUGGUAAAGAGAGUUUUUGGCAAGAAAAGUUGUCCUAAAGAUUUAGAAGAACAUGGAAAAAGCAUUGCAGGAAAAUGUGGUGGAGUACCACUUGCAGUAGUGGUUAUUGCAGGAGCAUUAAGAGGUCGUCCGAACACAAGUGAUUGGCUAAGAGUUGAGAAAAAUGUGCCUCAGCAUCUUUAUGGGAAUAACGAAGAGAGCUGCUUGAAAUUUGUGGAGAUGAGUUACGAUCAUUUGCCCCAAGAAGUACAGACAUGCUUCUUGUAUUGUGGUGUCUUUCCUCGAGGAUUUGAUAUCCCUUCUUGGAAAGUGAUUCGCUUGUGGAUAGCGGAGGGGUUGAUAAAGCCGCAGGAAUCGUACACUCUGGAGGAGAUAGCAGAGUUUUAUUUGAACGAUCUUGUCAACAGAAAUUUAGUGAUACUGCAGCAAAAGAGGUCUGAUGGUCAAAUAAAAACAUGUCGUCUUCACGACAUGUUGCAUCAGUUCUGCAAAAAGGAGGCUAGUAACAAAUGGCUUUUUCAAGAAGUCAGUCUAACACCUGAUCAAGCUAUUCCUAUUGAAGACCCAAAUAAAUCUCGUCGAUUGUGCAUUCAACCCUCUAAUCUGAAAGAGUUUCUCUCCAAAAAACCUUCUGCAGAACAUGUUAGAUCUUUCUAUUGUUUUUCCUCAAAAGAAAAACAAAUCAGCGGGUUGACUCCUAAUGACAUUAAACUUAUCCACAAAGCAUUUCCGCUUGUUAGGGUUUUGGACGUUGAAUCCCUCAAGUUUCUCUUCUCUAAAGAUUUUAAUCAGUUAUUUCAUUUGAGAUAUAUUGCUAUCUCAGGUGACUUCAAUGCCAUUCCUUUGACCUUUGGUAAAUUUUGGAAUUUACAAACUCUUAUUCUUAAUACAAGUACCUCAGAGUCCACCCUUGAUGUAAAAGCAGACAUAUGGAACAUGUUACAGUUGAGGCAUCUUCACACCAACAUACCUGCAAAAUUGCAACCCCCUACUGCGACGACAUCAAGUAAAGCUUCUUGUCUACAAACUCUUUGUAUGGUUGCACCAGAAAGUUGCGAGAAAGAAGUGCUCGCAAAGGCUUGUCAUCUGAAAAAGUUGAGCAUUCGAGGACAAAUGGCGGCUUUUCUUGGUGCUUACAAGGGUGGAAUAAACAAUCUUGUAGAGCUUAAGUGCUUGGAACAGUUGAAGUUGUUGAAUGAUGUUCUUUACAUGAAUAAAGCACCUCAACUCCCUCCAACAUUCUCCCAACUUGUACGUACAGUGAAGAAGUUAACUUUGACAAACACAAGGUUUGCUUGGAGUGAGGCAGAUAAAUUGGGGCAAUUGGAAUCCCUUGAGAUCCUAAAGUUUAAAGAAAACGCGUUCGCAGGUGAUUCCUGGAAGCCAAAGAUGGGAUUUAGUGCACUACGGAUUUUGUGGAUUGAAAGGGCAGAAUUUGAAACUUGGGAGGCUUCGGAGCAUAACUUCCCCGUGCUUAGGAACCUUGUUCUUAUGUCUUGUGAUAAGCUCGAUGCUGUUCCAAUUGAGCUGGCUAAUAUAUCUAACCUUCGGGAAAUGCGGUUGGAAAACACAAGCAAAGCGGUCAAAUCUGCAAAAGAUAUACUGGAAAGCAAGAUAGCUAAAAGCAUCAAAUUCAGCCUUACCAUAUUCCCUCCUGAAGCUGGAUCCAAGGCCGCACAGUGAACUGAAAGGAAAGAAUCAGGACAUUGAGCUUGUUGGAAAUCUGGGGUCAUGGAUAUGGUUCCACUCAUGUUUUCUGCAGUCCAGUCCUUCUGAUAAGAUUGUUCCAAUAAAGAAAGCCUGUUUGUCUUUUGUUUAUACAAGCAUUGUCAUUUUGAAACAAGUCUCCGCGUGGUUUCGGAGAUAUGUUUAAAUAAGUGCACUCCACUCUCGGCUUGAAACAAACACCCUUCCUGGGAUUGUUGCAUUUCGAGUUCCUCAUCAUGCGGAGUUCUUUUUUUUCUCAGUUGUAAAAGUACUGUUUGCAUCUUUCCUAUUCUGCUUUGGUUGUAUUUGCUUUGUUUCAUUCUUGUAAGACUGUUGCUUUGAUCUAUCAUUGUUCUGUUGAAAGACAAUGUUAUUCCAAACAAAUAAAGUGUUGAGUGUCUUAUUUCCUA
Molecule: messenger RNA, 3217 nt
Organism: Nicotiana attenuata
Lineage: Eukaryota; Viridiplantae; Streptophyta; Magnoliopsida; Solanales; Solanaceae
Product: putative late blight resistance protein homolog R1A-3
Exons: 3
Coding region: 138-2783 (881 amino acids)
Biological process (GO): defense response to other organism
Molecular function (GO): ADP binding
Source: RefSeq, a predicted model, not a curated record